AUGCUGCCCUUUUCGCUUUCACGCACGCGCGCUUAUAACGACCGCGUCAAGAACUUGACAGCGGCCCUGGGAGCCGAGGCGACCAGGUCGUCGCAGGCGCAGCCGUGGCACGGGCGGCGGCGGGAGCCGGGGCUGGAUGAGACGCAGCUAUUGAGCGAGCGCAGCGUGGAGGCGUUCCUUAGGGAGCCUCUGGCGGGACUGCUGGCGCGCAGCUCGGCGCCCGAAACGGGGCCGACCCCCGUCGGCAGGGAAGAGGCGCUCGCCUUGGAGGCACGCCUCGCGCGCCUGCUACCCCCUGGCGCGGCCCUGGCACUGCAGGCGCGCCACUCAGCCGCCGCCGAGCAGCACGCUCCCGGCGCCCCACCGCGGCAGCGGCCGGGAGCGCUCAUGGGCAACGCCGCCGGCAGCUUUGUGGCCUGCGCGUGCAAGGAGGAGGGCGGCAAAGACACUGGCGACACGGCGCGGCGGCAGGAGCGGCAGCAGCAGGCGCUGCCAGAGGCGGCGAGCCCGCUGCUGCUGGCGGCGUUCUCUGCGUUGGACGCUCUGCUGAGGGACGCUGCCAAUCAGGUGCCGGUUGCGGUCGGCUGCGCCGAGCGCGGCCGGGUGCUGGAGGGGUUGCGCCUGCGGUACGCGGAGCUGCUUAAUGCGAUGGCGCUCGCCCUGGGCUGCUGUGAGCGGCGCAGCUUUGGCCUGCAGGCGUCCCUGGACGCCGCACGCGCUGCCGCCCUCACAGCCGAGGGCAGGGCCGCGGCGGCGGCCGCGGCGGCAGCUGAUGCGAGGCGCGAGGCCGAGGGCGUGGCGGAGGCGGCGGAGGCGGCAGGGGCGGAGGGAGAGGCGCGGGCCGAGGGGGGCGAGCGGGCGGCGGCGGCGCUGAGGCGGAGGGUGCAGGCGCUCGAGGAGGCCGCGGAGCAGCUGGAGCAGCAGCUGUCUGCCGAGAGGGCGGACACGGAGCGGCAGCUGCUGGGGCAGCGUGCGGAGGCGGAGGCCGCGCUCGCUGCCGCAGAGGCGCGGGCGGACGACCUGUUGGAGCGGCUGCGCUUUGCCGAGCGCCAGGCGGGGCACUAUAGGGACAAGCUGGGCGCCGCGCUGACCGCACGGCGGCCGCCGGGCCGCGACGCCGACUCCCAGACCGACCCGCUGCCGGCCCCACCGCCGGCGCCCCGCCCCACAAGCCGCCGCCCCGCGGCGUUGCAGCACGCGCUGGAGGAGGUUGCCGACGCCGUGGAAGGGGCGGAGGAAACGGAUGAGGACGUCGAGCCCCAAGCAACCCCGUUUGCGGCGCUCCUGCGCCGCGCCGCCGCCUCGAAGGCCACACGAAGCCGCCAGUGGACCGUCAAGACUGCUGGCCUGCUCUUCGCUGACAAGGCGGCCGCAGACGCAGCGGCCGACGCGGCGGGCGCGCGAAGGGCGCAGCUGGGGCCGUUUUUCUUGGACUGGCACAUGCAUCG
Molecule: messenger RNA, 1448 nt
Organism: Monoraphidium neglectum
Lineage: Eukaryota; Viridiplantae; Chlorophyta; Chlorophyceae; Sphaeropleales; Selenastraceae
Exons: 7
Source: RefSeq, a predicted model, not a curated record